AUGGAGGACGAGAACAUGCCCCGAGCGUCGACUCGAUCGCGCAUCCCGCAGGCAGGCCUCCGAGAACUGAAUCCCGCGACAACCAAUUCUCGAUCAGGCAUGUCUGGUAUCCUGCCCCCGGGAAGCAUCGCAAACAAAGCCACCAGUGUUUCCCCGACUCGACCGAAGACAGCCAAUGCGCCCGAAGCAAAGAGAUCGGCGCCCGUUACCCGCUCGGUAGUCGGUGCACCCAAGGCACACACCCGCGGCAACUCAUAUGCCUCUACGAUGUCGCGAACCGGCUCGACAGCCUCUCGAUCCACCAAUGGUACCUUCUCCAACACCAUGGGGUAUGGUUCACGUCCAGCGUCUGCUAUGUCCCGCCCCCAGACAUCCUUCGGUACGCGCAAGCUCCACGGAGCCUCAAUGCAACGCCCGGCAACAUCGUUAGAUCACCACGCCGAAGAUAAUGCAGCAAGUGUGCUUGGAAAACGCAAGGAUGCCGAAUGGGACCAAGAAUUAAAAGAAAAGAACAUGGAGGAGAUUAUGGCCCGCGUUUUUUCGCGUGUCAACCAGUCUGGUCAGGAGAGCCAAGGCCUUAAGGAGGCUGUCGAAGUAUACAAAGCCAGAAUCAAUGAGCUCGAGAUAUCUCGUGACGGUCUAUCCGAAAUUAACAUGACGCUGCGUGUCGAAAUGGAAUCAUUGAAAAAUCAAUUGAGUGCCGCAGAGAACACAUUGAAAGAGGCCAUGCGCGAUCAAGAAAUUGCGAUGGAUGAUCUAGACCGACGUCAACGAAUAGAAAUGGAAUCCAUUCGACAGGCUGGCAAGAAAGAGGUAGAAGCACUGAGCACUCGCCACCAAGAUGAAAUUCGGAAUCUGAAACGAAAAUUCGAGAGCGAGAUCGCAGAUGAAAAAGCUGCGCGAGUUCGGGAGCUUGGGCAGCUCACCUCACAAUCCGCGCUUGACAUCCAAAAGUCCGAAAUUGAAUUGGACAACAAGACCCGUGAAAUCAAUGCGGCGCAGAGCCAAAUACAGGCCAUGAAAGCCGAAUUGGACCGCGAGCGAAAGUCUACAUAUGACCUUCGACACAACUUGGAUACAGUCAGCAGCAAUAGUGUUACCCUUGAGUCGACCAUCCGAGCUUUGAAGGCCCGCAUUGAAUUCCUUGAGGGUGGACGAGAAGAGCAAUCCCAAGCUUUUGAGCACUGCAACCAACAGAUGAUGGACGCGCUAGCUGAGACAGAGGCAACCAAGGAGAAACUGCGCAAGGAAGAGACACUUCGUCGAAAACUUCACAACCAGGUGCAGGAGCUCAAGGGUAACAUCCGCGUCUUCUGCCGUGUUCGGCCAUCUCUUAACAGCGAGCCGCCUUCUGCUAUUGCUCCGAUGCAAUACCCCGAUGAAGAGGGAGAGGCAAAGGAGAUCAACAUCCUGGGGCCCGAGGAAAAGAGCAGUCUUGGCAGUGUAUCCCGCAAGAAUAACACUUUCGCCUUCGAUCGGGUCUUUGGUCCCUCAACUCAGAACAGCGAGGUCUUUGAUGAGAUCAGUCAGCUAGUGCAGAGUGCAUUGGAUGGCUAUAACGUGUGCAUCUUCUGCUAUGGCCAGACGGGUAGUGGCAAGACCCAUACUAUGUCCUCACAGGACGGCAUGAUCCCUCUUGCUGUGCACCAAAUCUACGAGACCGCUCUGAGCCUAGAGGAGAAGGGCUGGCGAUAUAGCAUGGCGGGCAAUUUCGUCGAGGUCUACAAUGAGAACUUGAACGAUCUUCUGGGCAAUCCAGAUGAACUCGAUAAAAAGAAGCACGAAAUUCGGCACGAUAUGCAACGCGGCAAGACAACUAUCACCGAUAUCACUACUGUCCAGUUGGAUUCACCCGAGAUGGUCGAGUCUAUACUCAAAAAUGCGGCUGCCAACCGCUCUGUUGCUGCUACCAAAGCCAACGAGCGCUCGUCGCGGUCCCACUCCGUCUUCAUUCUCAAAUUAAUCGGCGAGAAUCAUAUCACCGGAGAGCGCAGCGAGGGCACUCUUAACCUGGUCGACUUGGCCGGAAGCGAGCGCCUUAGCCACAGUGGUGCAACCGGAGAGCGCCUCAAGGAGACUCAAAACAUCAACCGCAGCCUCAGCUCGCUUGGCGAUGUGAUUGCCGCCCUUGGCCAGGGCAAAGACGGUGGGCAUAUCCCGUACCGGAACAGCAAGCUGACCUACCUCCUCCAAUUCUCACUGGGCGGCAACUCGAAGACGCUCAUGUUUGUCAUGGUCAGCCCGCUGCAGGCUCACCUUUCUGAGACCCUAACCAGCUUGAAGUUCGCCACGAAGGUGCACAACACUCACAUCGGUACUGCGAAGCGCCAAGCGCGUGUCCGCGACUCUUGA
This is a messenger RNA of Penicillium canariense, 2352 nucleotides long. RefSeq names its product putative kinesin family protein (KlpA). The coding region runs from base 1 to 2352 and encodes 783 amino acids. Gene Ontology annotation, molecular function: microtubule motor activity; microtubule binding; ATP binding. Gene Ontology annotation, biological process: microtubule-based movement. The record is from RefSeq and is a predicted model, not a curated record. The transcript has 6 exons. NCBI's taxonomy places the organism in Eukaryota, Fungi, Ascomycota, Eurotiomycetes, Eurotiales, Aspergillaceae.